Messenger RNA from Uloborus diversus, 924 nucleotides. Its product is annotated as inositol-trisphosphate 3-kinase homolog. Gene Ontology annotation, biological process: inositol phosphate biosynthetic process. The coding region runs from base 13 to 834 and encodes 273 amino acids. Gene Ontology annotation, molecular function: inositol tetrakisphosphate kinase activity; inositol-1,4,5-trisphosphate 3-kinase activity. The transcript has 7 exons. Lineage: Eukaryota; Metazoa; Arthropoda; Arachnida; Araneae; Uloboridae. Gene Ontology annotation, cellular component: cytoplasm; nucleus. The record is from RefSeq and is a predicted model, not a curated record.
UUUCAUAUUUGAAUGAUGUUUAUUUCAGGUUCUUUUGCUCCGGCUGGGCCAGGAACGAUAUGGAAGAAAAGUUCUCCCGAUAGGGUUGAAAUAGAAGCUUAUAAAAAAUUGAUGAAAGACCCACUUUCUUCAAUGGUGCCACAUUUUUAUAAAGAUGUUGAAUACAAUAACGAAUAUUUUAUUGAAAUGCAAGAUCUCUUACAUAACUUUAAAAACCCUGCAGUUAUGGAUAUUAAAAUGGGAACACGAACUUUCUUGGAGUCUGAAGUUGAAAAUGCCAAAGCUAGGAGUGAUCUGUAUGAAAAAAUGUUAAAAGUUGACCCCACUGCUCCUACUGCUGAAGAACUAGAAACCAAAGCUAUAACCAAACUUAGGUAUAUGCAAUUCAGAGAAAAUCUGAGCUCCUCAGCAGAACUGGGCUUUCGAAUUGAGGGUUUCAAAGUGCAUGGUGAAGAACCAACAAAAGACCUUAAAUGUUUAAAGUCAAGAGAUGAGAUCUGUAGGACAAUGAAGCAAUUCUUAAAUGGGAGUGAAAAAGUGCGGUUAUUGUUGAUUGCCAGACUUGAAAAUCUGAAAGCCAAAUUAGAAAAAUCCACAUUCUUUAGGCAUCAUGAGGUUAUUGGCAGUAGUAUACUCAUAAUACACGAUGGCAAGAAAGCUGGUGCUUGGAUGAUAGAUUUCGCAAAAACAUUACCACUCCCAGAGGGUGUCACGACAGAUCACAGAUCUAAAUGGUGCAAUGGCAAUCAUGAAGAUGGCUACCUAACUGGUCUAGAUAACUUAAUACAUGUCCUGAAACAGUGUGGAAAAUCAAGGAGCAAGAGUAAAUCAUAGGAAAAAAUUCCAUUGUUACAUUUAUUUGGGAAUUUAAAGCUUACAGUGGCAUGAUUCCUGAAUUUUUUAUCGUCGUUUAGUAGUUCAUUU